This is a messenger RNA of Saccoglossus kowalevskii, 2307 nucleotides long. RefSeq lists its product as uncharacterized. The record is from RefSeq and is a predicted model, not a curated record. Lineage: Eukaryota; Metazoa; Hemichordata; Enteropneusta; Harrimaniidae.
GGUUUAUUUCAUUGGCGUCGUUCGCGGGUGAAGGAAGCUUACAGCUCGUCAGCUAGCUCCACUUCUUUCAACCAUGCUGCUCGCGACCUUUUCCUCCUUCUUGGUAGUUUUGUUGACCGUCAAGCCGGUAUUCUGUGCUUUCGGUGCAGAUAUUUCGCCUGACAACGCAGAUACCAGGUUUUCUGUAAUGGGUAAAGUCACCAAAGACGAAUUCAACGUAACUAAUGGCGUCGUUGACUUGAAGCUGAACGUACAAGACACAGAAAAUGUCUAUGAAUUUUGGAUUCUUGAUUUUCAGGAAUUCAAAUUUAUUCAGAAUGCCUACCCAAUUGACGAAACCACAGGCAACCUGGUUUCGGGACGAACCGGCGAAUGCUCUUCUGUAUACGAAGAUUCCACUUUUCCUACUUACUUUGAGGAUGGCUAUUUCACAGACAAAGUCGAUGGGGAACUAGCAAGUAAAAAACUAUUCACAGAGUUCGUGAGGGGAACUGUAGACGCUAACAACAAAAGAACCGACCAAAUUAUUUUUGAAGGCGACAUGGGUACAUUCUUUUCUUGCCUGAAGUCUGAUGGAAUAACAAACAUCUGGCAAGUGGCCGGCUCAAAUUCCGACGAAAUCGAAUACCGAACUAAGCUGUAUGCAACCAACGUACGACCAAAAGACGAUGCCGUGGCGACUGCUGGUAUAUCGUUUGUUCAAUCCCAUAUAGAAUUGAUCUGGCGAUUAUCGCGUACAGCGAUAGGAAAGUUCAUAAUAAGUUCAACUGCCAUAUUGAAACCGAUCUUCGAGUUCGCUAUUGUGAGUACUGUGUAUGAUGCAGCUGGUGACCCCAUACCAACACAGGCCAGACUCAAACUGAGAUUCACGACAAUUGUGGACUCGGAUGCUAAAAUGGUAGUCUACAAAGCAAAUGAAGUAGAUUAUAUUCCUGACAACGCUGAUCACAACUUGAUAACUAUUGAAAAAUCUCCCGCCACAACUAUUACAACCGUACCGACAUGUAUUAUGGUAACAGAUAUUAUUGGUACGGACCAGCAAUACCAGUGUCACCAGACUUGGGAAUUUCAAUUUCUGUUGUCGAUUUCCACCGAUAACAUUGACAAUAAUGUACCAAUUGAUGCCAGCGGAGUGUUCGAAUUCCUGUUUGAUACCUAUACAUGUACAAACGUUGGCGGUGUGAUCGAUGUAAGCACUUGUAUUCUCGACGACGGAGAACCAGCAAAGUUGUCUGCCGCAAUAACAAUUCAAACUACUGUCUUGCUCGAAGACGCGGAAGAUGAUAAAGUAACUAUCACGUUAGUCUCUCUGAGAGGUGCCAAUAAUGACGAAUUCAGUGCAGAUGGCGCGAGAGGAGUCUUGCAUAAGGAAGAAGUUACAUUGGACGUGAAGUUCUCGCCCGCACUAUUAAGAGCAGACUACACGCUUAAAUUGAUGUUAUUUAUGGUUUGCAGAGGAUCAGAAUACUCGACCCCUUCAUACCCCGAUGGCUGUCUUGCAGCGCCUUCACUAGACAGGUAUGUAGCACACGUAGAUGACGAAUUUUCCUUCGGUCGUCCCGCCAUUGGUGCUCCCAGUUUUGAUGGUUUGGACGUCGUAUCUGAUUUCACACAAGCUUUGUCAAGCCAUGCAUAUGUGCAGCUCGACGGUGAUGGAAACUUGAUGCCAGUUCCACUUCACAGAUCGGUGUUCGUCAACCUAGCAUUGUCGGCAGUUUCUUGCCACCUAUACAAUAACUGCAGUUUACAGAUUAGAAGAGAAAAUUACAAGACGGAAAGAAGGCUAUCGGCUACAACAUUGAUUCAAUACUAAAGGCCGGGGACGUCGUCGUGCACCAUGCAGUCAGUGACAAUAAAAUCGUAGACACAAGGAUUCAUCGCGCGAUUGAAGAGAGCGCCGCAAAAUCCCAUUCUAAAAGCAUUCCCUACUAUGCUAUCGGUUGUCCCGAAUUCUCCACUCACUACCCAGAAGAGAGAGAAUGUGAAUGUCCUGACUACAUGUAUUACGAUUUGAAAUCUUACCAAUGCGAGAGCCGGUUUAAAGAAUAUGUUGGUACUGAUGACGGUAGCAAUUUAAAAUCUUGUUUUUCUGGCUCUGUACUUGUAUUUAUUGUGUCGUUAUUAAUGUUUAAUGCAUAUUGAAUUGACACUAAUAACGAAAAUGAAUAAGUCGCAAUUAUAGUACUGUAAUUGUCCGUACGCUUAUUCAGUGCAGUUUGUUUCUAUAAUACAUCAUAAUUUAAGUCUAUUUGUACGUAUACAUUUUAUUUUUAAAUUAUAUUUAUUAAAAUAUUCUUCCACAAACCA